Messenger RNA from Macrosteles quadrilineatus (aster leafhopper), 2799 nucleotides. Its product is annotated as ubiquitin-conjugating enzyme E2 Q2-like. Gene Ontology annotation, cellular component: nucleus. The record is from RefSeq and is a predicted model, not a curated record. NCBI's taxonomy places the organism in Eukaryota, Metazoa, Arthropoda, Insecta, Hemiptera, Cicadellidae. Gene Ontology annotation, biological process: protein polyubiquitination. The coding region runs from base 83 to 1198 and encodes 371 amino acids. The transcript is spliced from 8 exons. Gene Ontology annotation, molecular function: ubiquitin conjugating enzyme activity.
AAUAGUCAAGCGUAAAUUUUCUAUAUUUUCCUCAAAGUAAAUUGUUAAGUAUUAUUUUAUGUAAAGGUGGAGAGGCAUUCAGAUGGCUUGUUUAAAUGUUCUCAAACAAGAGAUCAAAACUUUGGAAGCAGUUUUUCCCAAGACCCAUGAACGAUUUCAAAUAGUGUCAGCAAGUGUAGAUGAGCUAAACUGCAGAUUUAUUGGAAGAAAUGGAAAACGAUAUGAAAUUCACGCAAAUAUUACUGAAACAUAUCCGUCCACGCCUCCAGUAUGGUUUGCUGAUACGGAGGAAACAAGUGUUACAAACGCAGUUCAGAUUCUCAGCAAUACAUCGGGCCGUGACAACCAUGUGAUGAACCAAGUGGCAAUCCUGGUGCGAGAGCUGUGUCGCCUACAUGGUGUGUCAGAACCAGGUGAGUUGGAGAGACUGACGCUAGGAAUGUGGAUGCCUCCGCCACCAGUCCAGGGCGAUCCUCAUGAGACAGAGGAGGACGAUGACGAUGAUGACAACGACGACGAUGAGGACCUGCACCUGGAGAUGGACGAGAGCGAGAUACUUGCUAAGAAUAAGGCUGAAGAGAUGGACGCUGAACACAGUAAUAUGUUAGAGCGACUGAGGCAGAAUCAGCGACAGGACUAUCUGAGAGGUCAGGUCUCCGGCAGUGUACAGGCCACUGAUAGACUCAUGAAGGAGCUCAGGGACAUUUACCGUUCUGAAACGUUUAAAAAAGGCAUGUACAGCAUAGAGCUGGUGUCUGAUAGUCUGUAUGAGUGGAACAUCCGCCUCAUGUCUGUAGACCCUGACUCACCCUUACACAACGACCUUGUUCUACUGAAGGAGAAGGAAGGCAAGGACUCCAUACUGCUCAACAUGCUAUUUAAGGAGACUUACCCCUUCGAGCCUCCGUUUGUCCGUGUCGUUCAUCCUGUGAUUUCCGGUGGUUAUGUCCUGAUGGGAGGAGCCAUCUGUAUGGAGCUACUGACCAAGCAAGGCUGGAGCUCGGCCUACACUGUGGAGGCAGUCAUCAUGCAGAUAGCUGCUACACUGGUCAAGGGCAAAGCUCGGAUACAGUUUGGUGCUGCUAAAGUCGUAACGCAGGGUCAGUACAGUUUAGCAAAGGCACAACAGUCCUUCAAGUCUCUAGUACAAAUUCAUGAAAAGAAUGGCUGGUUCACUCCACCGAAGGAAGACGGCUAAAGGAGGUUCAGUGUAAAGUGGCUGUGAUCGCAAAGACUUGUAUAAAUUGCACAUUGGAGACUGUUACAUACGAGAGCCUAAGCAGAGGCCUGUAAAUAGUCUGCAGCUGGUUGGUGUACUUGAUUCGUCUUAUAGUGUUUAAAUCCUUUGCAACCUCUGGCUUUUGUUUUCUUAUGUUAAAUUAUGUAGGUGUUAAGAAUUAUUGUGCUGUUAUUUGUUUGAGAGGAUUGUUUUGGAAAAGAGUUUUGAAGACUUGUGAAUUAUUUGGGGAUAUCUAAGUAAAGGGCUUUAACCCCCAAAAUUGCAAAGAAUAUUUUAAUGAAGUUUUUUGCUAAAGAUGGAUUAAGGGUCAGGGUUUUCAAAUAUUUUAAAGUACACAUAUAAAUUCAUAGAAUUUACAGAGCUGCUAGGUACUCCUUAUUCAGUAGUAGGGCCUUUGUUCUUGUAGGAUCAGGAACAAAGGCUUUUUUACUUUAAUUCUACAAGAAAAAAUACUCUACUAAUGAAGAAAGAGCGAGUAGCUUCUAAAAUUAGAAGUGUUAUAUAUAGUUAGUCUUUUUUCAAAAGCCUACAACAAAGCUCAAAGAAUAAUUUAAGCCUGUCUUGAUCUGGUGAUCAGUUGUUGACGACUUUGGUCUUAAGCUACAUCUCACAUCAGAUGGCAUAGAUUAUACAGGGUGUCUCUGAACUCUCUGCCGUCCUUUUGAAGGUAUCAUUCCUGGACCUAAUACAAACUGAACCCCCCCCUGCAGCAAACCUGCAGACUAAGCGAAUUUGGAAAUAUGGUAUCUGCAGAAACAGCUGAUGUUAAAUCAAUUGGCCAACCAAAUAAAAAAGUGAAAAAUAAAAAAGAAGCCUCUUCUACUCUUUUUUUUAAUUUCUCAGAAAUUAGGGGGAUCCCAACCCCUUUAAAUAACCAGGUUGCUUUGAUGAAAAAGUGUAAAAAUAUCCCACCGCCUUUUUUUUUAUGAAGAUAGGGCAGUGAAUAACUCAAGUGAAAUAGACUAACAACUAGUUUUUUUGUCACAUUUUCGUAUCCUACCACCUUAGCUUACUCAAAUACACCAACUUGUGCAGAUACUGUAAUUAGUUACUCGAUGUAAAUAAUAGUUGUAAUAUUUACGAUCCUUGAAUUCACUAUUCAACUCAUGUUAAACAUGUUAUUAAUUUGUUUUCCAAUAUUAUCAUUUUGUAGAAUAUGAAUGUUAGAUUUUGUUGAUCUGUUAAUUAUUUUAAUUUGCUUUUGGUUUCAGAGCUCCACAUUAGUGUACGUUAUUCCAGUUUUAAAGUGUUUAAUUCAUUUCAAGUUCCAUUCCUGUAAGACUCGUAAUGCACUAAUGCAGUGAGACGAUGAGUUAGACAAUUAGUAUCAUACUACAAAUUUUUAACCGUUCAUUCGUUUAAGAAAUGUAGAUAUAAUUUGUAUCGCUCUAGAAAUAAUUAUAAGUGUAAUAUAUCUUAAGGUUUUAAAAUAUUUUAGUUGAACUCAGUCAUACUUUGGUACACUUGUUACUAACUAGGAAUUCAAAAUUCUAAACAACGUUUAUUGUUUUUUUAUUAGUCGACAUACUAAUUGUGUAUUAAAUUUUAUUAUGAUGCGA